Messenger RNA from Aspergillus campestris IBT 28561, 3453 nucleotides. RefSeq names its product guanine nucleotide exchange factor. Gene Ontology annotation, biological process: positive regulation of GTPase activity; Ras protein signal transduction. The transcript has 2 exons. The record is from RefSeq and is a predicted model, not a curated record. The coding region runs from base 1 to 3453 and encodes 1150 amino acids. Lineage: Eukaryota; Fungi; Ascomycota; Eurotiomycetes; Eurotiales; Aspergillaceae. Gene Ontology annotation, cellular component: plasma membrane. Gene Ontology annotation, molecular function: protein binding; guanyl-nucleotide exchange factor activity.
AUGGAACCAAUGAAGCCUCACAUUGCGCCCUUGAAGAUCGACAAACAACACUCCAACUUUCACACGAACCGUUUCUACUCCCCAGAACACAGCCGCCAGAUGACUCCGCCGUUGACGCCAUCCACCACCACCACCACUCAGGAACACACCACCAUGGAAAGGGUCGAAACCCCGAGAGCCGUCUUCCACAACUACCUACGAGCCUUCUAUCCCUUUCACCCGUCCGGCGACGUAUCGCCUUCCACCGUCACCCUUCCCUUAGACCAAGGCGACAUCAUCUUGGUCCACUCCGUCCACACCAAUGGCUGGGCCGAUGGCACCCUGUUAGACUCCGGGGCCCGCGGCUGGCUACCCACCAACUACUGCGAAGCAUACGACCAGCUCCCGAUGCGUCCGCUGCUCAAGGCCUUGACCGACUUUUGGGACAUCAUCCGGGGUGGAUGUGGCUCCCCGCUGACCGAUUUCCGCAAUCAAGACCUGGUCCGGGGCUUGAUUGCGGGUGUGCGGUUUCUCCUGGAAAAAUCCGAAUGUCUUACCCGGGACUCGAUGUUAGUCCGAACCCAGGAUGCGUUGCGCAGGAACCGGAAAGCCCUCCUCGCCGAUCUGUCGUCUUUGGUCCGUACCACGAAGAAAUUCCAGGAUAUCGCCAGCGGGGACCCGAUGGAGGAUGAGGUGGAGUAUAUGGUCGACGAGAUGCUGCUCAAGGCGUUUCGCAUCGUGACUCGAGGGGUUCGAUUCCUGGACGUCUGGAACGAGGAGGUUGGCCUGAGCAGGACGAUCGCCGAGCUGGAACAGCAAUCGCAAGACAUGCCGCCGACGCCCGCCUCUGAGACAUUUGGAUCCGCCUCGUCGGAAGCGGACACCGAACGGAACGAGUCGAGACUCUUAAACCGCAGCCGAUUGGAUACGAGUCGCGCCUCGACCCGAAGGGAUCCCACGGAGACCCAACCGCUCCGCCCGGUUUCAGUCACCACCAAGCGGAUCUCCGUCUCCCAUCGCGUGUCUUACACCCCGCCCGCGGCCGCGGCCCGCAAUCCGAACCUGGCGUCCGAGAAACUCAACGCCACGUACGACGCGUUCUUGGGCGUCCUAGGCUCGUUCAUUGGCCUGCACCUGCAGUCGCGCUCCUCCACCGAGCUGGUCCUCACCACGGAACAGGCCGUGCGCUCCUGCCGCGGCCUGCUGACGGUGGUGGAGGCCGUCUGCGAGCACAAUCCCCAGGGCAGUAGCCUGUUGGAAGUGGCCCGUGACUCGAUGUACGAACGCCUGUCCGAGCUCGUCUACGCCGCGCGGGACGCCUUCCGACCCGCCCAUUCCCCGGACGACGAGCUGGUGUUUAUGCCCGAUGAGGGCAAGCGCUUAGUGGAUGCCGCCACGGACUGUGUGCGUUCGGCCGGGAAUUGCACGGCCAAGGCUCGCCUGGUGCUUGAGCAGAGCGGCGAUUUCGAACUCGAGGCCCUCCCUCAGGAUGUCCCGACCAUCAGUGUUCCCGACGUCAGCAGCACGCCACAACCCCCGCGGCCCAGCAGCAAGACCGAGGACCCGGGCCCGCCCCAGGAGGUGUCCCUGCGGCCCCCUCCCCCUCCCUUGCAGAUCCCCAGUGGGAGCAGCAGCCACUACUCCCCUUCCACGCCUGGUAUGGCCGACAUGCACACCCCUUCUUCCUUCAAUUCCCACGGAGGGGUCCACACUCCCUCUACUUCCGCCAGCGAUCAGUCGUUUCCUCCCUCCUUCACUUCACGUGAAUCCCACAGUGCCCACCACCAGCAUCGCGACAGCCAUGCGAAAUCCGAAGUCAGCGAUUCCUUCGGCCGGGGCAUCACUAGCAACGGCAGCAGCUUCGCCUACAGUAACCAUCUUCGCGACUCCGAAAUGAGCGGAGUGUCCCAGACCUCCACCCGUGCCACCUCGCCCGACAUUGGCAACCACUACCAAGUUCCCUCUCUCAAGGGUAGUAUCAGUCACUCCACCCUCGCCGAGGAGAACGAGGAGACGGAAGCCAACAUACUGGAGAAGACCUACGCCCAUGAGUUGAUCUUCAAGGAUGGCCAGAUCAUGGGAGGGAGCCUGCGCGCGUUGGUGGAACGGCUAACCGCCCAUGGUUCGACUCCGGACGCCGUGUUCGUCUCGACCUUUUAUCUCACCUUCCGGCUUUUUGCAACGCCCAUGGAGUUUGCCGAGGCGUUGGUGGAUCGCUUCAACUACAUCGGAGACACCCCGCACGCCGCGGGUCCCGUCCGCCUUCGCGUGUACAACGUGCUCAAAGGGUGGCUCGAGAGUCACUGGCGCCAUGACUGCGACAACACGGCCCUCGACUACGUGAUGCACUUUGCCACCACGACCUUGAUGGAGAACCUCCCGUCGGCCGGCCGGCGAAUGGUCGAGCUGGCUGAGAAGGUCUCCAUGGUGCACGGUCCAGUCGUGCCUCGACUUGUGUCCUCGAUGGGCAAGACCAACACCGCCACCGCGCAAUACAUCCACCCUGACACGCCCCUCCCCCAGCCCAUCCUCGGCAAGAAGGAGGCCAACCUCCUCAAGCAGUGGAAGAACGGUGAAGCCAACAUCACCAUCCUGGAUUUCGAUCCGAUGGAGCUGGCCCGCCAGUUCACGAUCAAGGAGAUGCGCAUCUUCUGUGCCAUCCUCCCCGAGGAACUCCUCGCGACGGAGUGGAUGAAGAAGUCGGGCUCGCUGGCAGUCAACGUGCGGGCGAUGUCGACCCUCUCCACCGACCUAGCCCACCUGGUCGCCGACUCGAUCCUCCACCUCGAGGAGCCCAAGAAACGCGCCGUCAUCAUCAAGCACUGGGUCAAGAUCGCCAACAAGUGCCUCGAGCUCAACAACUACGACUCCCUGAUGGCCAUCAUCUGCUCCCUGAACUCCUCGAUGAUCGGGCGUCUGAAGCGCACCUGGGAGGUCGUCUCGCAAAAGACCCAAGCCACCCUAAACUACCUCCGCGGGAUCGUCGACGUCUCGCGCAACUACGCCGUCCUUCGCCAGCGCCUCCAAGGCCACGUCCCCCCAUGCCUCCCCUUCGUAGGCACCUACCUCACAGACCUCACCUUCGUCGACCACGGCAACCAACCCGUCCGCAACCUCCCCACCGAGGACGGCGAAAAGGCCGUCAUCAAUUUCGACAAGCACAUGAAGACCGCCAAGAUCAUCAGCGAGCUCCAGCGCUUCCAGAUCCCCUACCGCCUCACGGAGGUCCCCGAGCUGCAGGCCUGGAUGCAGAACGAGCUCGUCCGCGUCCGCUCCAACGGCGAAAAGAGCCUCCAGACCUUCUACCGUCGCUCGCUUGUCCUGGAGCCGCGCGUGUCCCAGCCCCAGCGCCCUCCUCCGUCUCUGCAUUCGGAGUCUAGCUCGUCUUCGAUCCUCGAGAACGCGAAGGACAAAUUCGACUUUUUGUCCUGGACGCAUCCUUCGAAAGCCAAGUCGGUCGCGACAAAUGGCUAG